GGUGGAUGAUGAAGAUUACUGGUUCCAGGUGAUGUUCAGUGUCGAUGAUUUUCCGAAGAUUCCAAAGGCAUCAAUCAACAGAAGAAGUGCUAAACGCAACGUUUGAGUUGAAAACGGCGAUAGCUGACUUCUGUUGCACGGAGGUGGCUAAAGUCUACCAGCUAAUAGUGAGCCGGUGACUUAGUGAUGAGCGUUGAUUGGUUGUGAGUUAAUUGUGCUGAUUUGGGGACCUUCUUCUAGUGCCAAUUUUUCGGAGCAAUGGCGAUCGAAGUUGUGAUUUCUGGCGGUGUUAUCGGGUUGGGCUGGCUGAUCCGGCUCGAAGGACCAAAAUGUUGGGGUGCUGGGGUACCUUGGGUGGACUGUAUGUUCCUUGGGCGAUUCUGGGUGGCGAAUUGGUAGGGCUUCCUUCAGAGCCAUGGAAGCGACUGCAAUGAGCUCCAGCAACUUGCUCAUUCAUGCUAUUUCUGAUGACAGUGAGCUCGACGGAUACCAAGGACACGUUAUAAUCGACGAAAUAACUGAAGCCGAACCAACAUCAGUGAUACUUAGAUAUUGCAAGGGAAAGUUCCUGCGACCAUACAUCUGUAUCCUGGGAUUUGCUGGAAUGCGGCCGAACGCCAUAGAUGCCGGUAUUUUUACCUUACUGGGCCACUUACAAUCGUUUCUGGUUCUGCUGCUCUUACUCAUUGGCUAUGUUCUACAAUAUUGGCUUGGUUUUCGGCGUGACCGCGGAUUUCUCGGGACCGGCCAAGCCCCCAACAACAACAACAACAACAUCACCAGCAGUCGUGGCACUUUCAUCGAGGAUGGUACCUUCGCCGGUGUCAGGGAAGUUGGUGCCACCACUUCGAUGCCCCCACCGGAAUCAGUCGACCCGGCCAUCCUGAAACUGCUGAUGAUCAACACCGGCGAAAUGAUAUUCAUUUACACCGUGCCGGCCCUGAUGCAUCUGGGUGGAUACGUAAUGGCGGUCUACAUUUACCGCUUUGCUGACAACGAACAAUUGCAGUGCCUGAUUGAAAGGGUGUUCAUCUUAUGUCGUACCCCUCGUCGCCUGGUAGCGAUUCUUUGGGUGUACUUUGGAUUCGGGGUCGUCUGGUUGGCCUGCUCGAUCUCUUACAUCGCGGUGAUAGCUUUCGGAAGUCACGAACUUCCCCCACAUGACAACGACGGUGGCAUCUUCCAGUGGUCCUGGGAACUGAACCCUACGGUGCAAAAUUGCUUGCGAAUUUUGCUCUGCGUGGCCCUGUCUUUCCACGAUCUGGUCCAGAUGGUCGUCAUCAUCAGCUACAGUUUGAUGUGCUAUCUGCUGCGAUGCUAUCUGCGAGCUUUGAAAGAAAAGCUCAUUCUGCAUACGAUCGAACCGCUGAAUUGGAUGAGGGAGAUUUGCGAAUUCCGCAAGCUGUUACAUCAUUUGAAUACGAAAAUUUCCCUCCCGGUGGCCUGCCUGGCGCUGCUCAACGUGAGCUACACGAUUUCCAGCAUCGCCCAUCUCUUCCGGGAUUUGGAUGCCUGCCCGAUCCGGAUCUUCAGCCGGACCAUCGCCAACGUGCUGCUCUGGCUGGUCAUCUCGCUGACACCGUUCUUCCAAGCCGCUUCACUCACCGUGACCUGCCGGCAGACGCAAACCAGUGGCCAUCUCAUCAGCAUUCGGCCAUUCGUCCACCGGGACACGUCGUCCGAGGAGCUCAACACGGUUUUGCUGUACGCUUCGUCGCUCCGAAUGUCGGCCAAACUGUUCCGGAUGCCCGUGACCGCACACUAUCUGUGUUUCUUCAUUUUCUGUUGCACCAUCGGACUACUUACUUUCGGCAUGUGUCUGACUUGGCUGUUGGGCCUGUAUGAAUUACUUGAUAGAACAAUGAUUGUAUAACAAAAAUUUGGAACCAAUCGAUACAAUCAUGUCAAUUUGACAAUUGUUAGUCGAACAUUUGAAGAAACAAAAAGGAGACUGAUUUAUACGUUAGACAACGUAAAAUUUAUAUCUUAUUUGUAAGUGUUGAAAAUUUGAAAAUAUUGUGAUGUUGAUUUAUUAUUUAUUUUGUUGAAUACUUUGUUAC
This is a messenger RNA of Uranotaenia lowii, 2060 nucleotides long. RefSeq lists its product as uncharacterized. Lineage: Eukaryota; Metazoa; Arthropoda; Insecta; Diptera; Culicidae. The transcript is spliced from 8 exons. Bases 416 to 1873 code for a protein of 485 amino acids. The record is from RefSeq and is a predicted model, not a curated record.